AACCAAUGACUGUACAUCACCUAUUGUGAUGUCACGCAAUCCUUUCAUCUCCCGUGCAAUUUCUAUUAGCACUUACCAACGGGCGAAUGAUAUAUGAUGAAUGGGCUGAUUUUGCGAUUUGUGCAAGAAUCGGCAAACGCUGUCGCCUGUGUGCAGGGCUAAACUAUCACGCCAACCGGCGAAGUAGUUGGCUUCCGCGUUCGAAGCUGCAACAAGCACACCCCUCCAAUGUGGCGCCAGUUUUUGGCGUGAACUGUUGCAGCUAGCAAGGCACUUCUACCAGUACCAGUCUGCCAUCGGAAACAAACGCGGAGCUCAAUAGGUUGUUGGUACCUGUCACGUAUAGGCCUAUAAAUAUGAAUACAGAUCAUAACGAGUAAUAAUGGAUUGAGGAAUAAUAUUCAGCAAUAACGGAUCACAUUACAGUUUGAAUCUGGCAGCACAUCUCAUUCUCAGCUGUUGCACGCACAAGGAUUACAUGUAUAUUGUAUUCAACAUCGUUUCACAAACUGGAUUGCCCAUUGUAUAAACUGACAAUUUCGGCCUAUUUUACAAAGUUUUAUUUGUUUAGAAGGAGAGGAUAUAAGGACAAAUAUGGUGAACCCGGAGGACUCCAACGGCAGCGCUCGACCCAGGAGAACCCCAGGAGCCAAUGCAGCUGCUGCCUAUCUUCCUGCAGGCGUAUCAUUAAGUGCCCGGGCCACACCCGUACAGUAUCAGCCCAAUAAUGGAGGAGCUGCAAGGAGACCGUCCAACACCAGCUCUGUGGCAGCACACCUCCCACCGGGAGUGGCUAGCGCCAGGGCUACUCCGAUGGCUACCCCGAGGGCUACCCCAGUCCAACAUUACCAGCCCAGCAAUCCAAGCAACUCAAGGAGACCAUCUAAUACAAGUUCGGCAGCCGCAUACCUCCCCCCGGGCGUAUCACUUGGUUCUCGAACCACGCCCAAUCCCUACCAACCCAGUAGCGGCAGGACCACGCCCAGGAAUAUGUUCGUACCAAUAAGUGGGCGGAGCACUCCUAUGCCUGACAGCGGGCGCACCACACCCAUCUCGAACCUACCUCCCAGUGGUCGGGCCACGCCCGCAUCGUAUGCCCCUCCCAGUGAGAGAGACACGCCCACAUCUAUCCGUCCUGUGAAUGGGAAAGCCUCCCCGGUUUCGGUGCACUCGGUUACAUAUGAUACCCGGAAUCGGUCGGUGUCUCGCUCGAGAGAACCGCCUGCACCCGCGGUUCGGACUGUAUCUAGAGAAAUUUCUAAGAAAGAAAAGGAGAAGCCGUCAAAGCCUCCAUCUCGUCCUCCAAGUAUUCCAGAUGUGACCGAUGGCGGGGGUGAGAAGGAGUUUGAAGGGGACGAGAACGAGGAGCGCGGUAACUGGAGCAACAAGAUGGACUUCGUCCUGUCGUGUCUCGGGUAUGCCGUGGGCCUGGGAAACGUCUGGAGGUUCCCUUACCUGGCCUACCGAAACGGAGGAGGUGCGUUCUUAAUUCCCUACACAAUAAUGUUGUUUUUCGCUGGUCUACCGCUUUUCCUGAUGGAAGUAUCGUUUGGCCAGUACUGCAGUUUGGGUCCCAUCUCAAUAUGGAGGUCCGUGCCGAUCGCCAGAGGCAUCGGCUACUGCCAAAUGUUCACGGCCUGCAUCCAAGGCGUGUACUACAACGUCAUCAUCAUGUACACCGUCUAUUACUUCUUCGCGUCGUUCACCAGUAAACUCCCCUGGAUCGGGUGCGCCAAUCCCUGGAACAAUGUCCGGUGCUACGACCUCUACAACGACUGCGUCGACAACGGGGGCAUCAUCGCCACCAACGGGAGCUGUCUCCACCUCGACUCCCUCAACGAUACUACUCUUAGUUUUUACAACGUAACGAGUAACCUGGGAGGUUAUAAUCUCUCUGGUUACACCGAUCCGCUGGGAGGGAAAAGGGAGCUUGCCAGUGAACAGUAUUGGAAAAAUGCCGUCCUCCAAGAGUCGGACACAAUGAACGAGCCUGGUGGUGUCAUCUGGCAGCUAGCGUUGUGUCUACUUGUUGCUUGGAUUAUAGUCUUAUUAUGCCUUGUCAGAGGAAUCAAAUCUUCCGGAAAGGUUGUGUACUUCACAGCUACCUUCCCUUACGCCGUUCUCUUCAUUCUUCUUAUUCGUGGUGUGACGUUACCAGGGGCAGGAGACGGGAUUCGUUUCUUUACCGUCCCAGACUUCAGCAGACUAAGCGAUGCAAAGGUUUGGCAGGAUGCAGCUAUCCAGAUUUUCUAUUCCCUCAGUGCAGCCGGAGGUGGUCUAGUCACCUUGUCAUCUUAUAACAAAUUCCACAACAACUGUUAUUUUGACUCGUUGUUUGUGGCCAUUGCCAAUUGUUGCACCAGUGUUUUUGCCGGUUUCGUGAUCUUUUCCAUCGUUGGUUUCAUGGCUCACGAACUCAACCAGCCUGUCGAAACCGUAGUUCAACAAGGAUUUGGUCUUGCGUUCAUCGCCUACCCGGCCGCAGUAGCCCGCAUGCCCGUCUCCCCUCUCUGGUCAUUGCUAUUCUUCGGCAUGCUGAUAACACUCGGACUGGACAGUCAGUUCGCUAUCAUGGAAAAUCUGGUGACGGCCAUUGUGGACGAAAUACCUCGGCUCCGUAAGAAGAAGACGUACGUGCUGAUGACUGCAUGCGGUAUCAUGUAUAUCAUGGGAUUCAGCUGUAUUACUCAUACGGGGAGUUACUGGGUGUCCCACCUCGACAGUUACGGCGCCUUCUUCAAUUACAUCAUCUACGCGCUGCUGGAGUGCAUCGCGCUGGGCUGGAUCUACGGGGUCAAACGUCUCCAAAACGACAUUCGAACCAUGGUAGGAGACAGAUGGGUCGGCCACUGGUCCUUUAUGUGGUGGCCACUAAACUGGGCCGCUUUCACGCCAGCCCUCAUGUUGUUCGUCCUUAUGUUCAACUUCUUAAACUGGCAAGAGCCGAGUUAUAACGGACCCUUCCCUCCCUGGGCCCGGGCCAUCGGGUGGAUGGUGACGACCUGUUCAUUGAUCUGGAUUCCCGUCGUGAUCAUCUACGAGUUCCUCAUGGAAGAAGGAACAUUCAUGGAGCGUUGGCGUCUGAUUGCGAACCCCAUAGACACUUGGGGUCCCGCCCUUUCUCAGUUCCGCCUGGAGUCCUGGAAGGUGCAUCAUCGAAACGGAACUACGAUGGGCGGCCGCCUCGACAUCGACGGCAGCGGUCGCCGGUGGCAACCCGGUGAAGUCACGUUCGACGAGGACGACGACGAGAAAGAAGUCGGCACGAUAGAAAACGGAGAUCAGCCCCCUUCUUAUGAAUUAGCGAAUCCCCUUUAACGGAUGUCUACAGAAGUUAGCGUAGGCAGUCCGCCGAUUCAAUUUGAAGACUGGUACACGCAUUCAAAGAUGAAUUUUACCUGGGAUGAUGCCUAAAUUACGGAGCAGACCGUAAUAAGAUAUGUUAUGCGUUUCUGUGGACCUUGAUGAUUUUGACAUUGCGCUACAGAACGGCGAAGACCUCAGAAUCCCACAAAUGAGAGGGCUUUCAUAAUGAGAGCGCUCAUCUAGCAUUUAUAGGUCUUCCGACUCCAUCACGGGCGAUUUUCAUUAUCAAGGAAUAGAAAACUCCGACUAACUUUUAGCUCUUUAAGGAAUAAUUUUGCAAGGAACUGCAUCUCCCGCUCUCGAUUGAACUCGUUGUACCGUUAAGCCAGGAUCGUGCAUCGUAAGUGCUUUGACCCGAGCAUUUGAAAGAGCGCCUCCAUUCGGUCAAAGCCCUGUUCGAAGCAAAGAGAAUAUGACAUUUUAUCUCGAUAGAUAAUGCCUAUUUUGGGGGUUGGUCAGUGGCACCAUUUAAGCCAAGACAAUCCAUAAAACCCCCAGAAAUACAGUGAUGUUUUUUAAAAGCCGUAAUGCCUAUUUUGUAUCAAAUAAAUAUAAUGACUUAUAGAUUAGUUGUUUUUAUAAUCAAAUAUUUUCUAACAUUGUAUAGCUAACUAUAGAACUUUCACAGAAGAAUGUAAAUUUUACAUGAUGCCAUGCUUUUUUAUGAUGCACAAAGAAUGGUUAAAUAUUCUUUAGUUUUCCAGAAAGUGUUUUUACUAGAGGUUUUCAAGCAUUUGUAAGUUUAAUUUGCUUGUGACAUGUAUGGAUUAAGUCUAAAGAUGGGCUUUCCCGAGGUCUUUCAUGUAUUUUAAAUGACAUGUCUCCCUCCCUCUUUUAAUCAAUAACUUAGGCGAAUUUCUAAUUGCAUUGUACAUAAUACAUAUAUGGAAAUAAUAUUUACUUUUUUGUUAUUGCAUUUUCCCCGCUUCUUAUUUGCUUCAUGUUUGUUUACAUUCCUUUCAUGGAAAAUGUUUUUUUAACCAUUUAUUGUUCAUGUUGAUGUUUUCAGCGAAAAUCAAAUCGUUGAUUUAGAAUCAUUCAUCAUACACAGGGUACUCAAUGACUUUUAUGAGAAUAUUUUAUAACAUUUUUAUUGACUUUUUGUGAGGUUGUCUUUGAAAGAAAGCUUUAUAACCAAAAGCGAAUGCGAAAUUAUGAGGUGCUUUGAGUAAUGUGUAAUGGCUGUUUUCUAUAUCUCUCGUGCACUUUUCAUUUUAUUUUUUAAACAAAAUAUUAGAUUUUCUUCGGUUUGUAUACUUAUGUACAUUUAUGUGAAGACAGAAUAUUCCGCCUUUUCACACGAUAAAAAAAAUCGUAUUUUGAAUGAUGAUUCCAGUGCCAAAUAAGGCUAAUGGCGAAUAUUUAGCACGUGUGAAGCCAAACAAAAACAUGAUUAGGAUUAUGAACGCCUGCAAUCAUCAUUACAAUGAUGGUUCCAGAUUUACGUGUGAAAAGGCCCAUUUUGAUACCAAGCGAGAGUCCAAAUAUCUCGCCAAGUUAAAAUACACAUUUUUAUAAGUCAACUUGGCAAGAUAACGUAUCUCGCCAUGUCGACAAAUAACCUUUUAUAAGUCGACUUGGCGAGAUAACAAAUCUCGCCAUGUCGACAUAAUAAGGUUAUUAUGUCGACAUGGCAACUUAAAGUAUCUCGCCAAGUCGUCAAGUCGAUGGCACCUUAAAGGCUCCAAAUGAGAAACAUUAUUUUUUGUCAGUCGACGUGGUUGCGACAGUAAUUUUGAUGAGGAACGAACGCAACAAAAAUCAGGCCUAAAAAUACAGUGCGUCCCAGAAUAAACGAAACAGAGAUUGAUCGAUGAUUUAUCAUAACUUUUUCUACAUCAAAUUUCAUAAAUGGCCCAUCAUUUUAAAGCUUAGCGUUUCCUCUUUCAUGUAAGGAAAUCAAUAUGACCCUUACGUCAGGCAUGAGUAAGUAAAAACAGUUUGAAGGGAGGAAACCAAAAAGUCGUUUGGCGAGCUAUAUCUGAAAUUUUCUUUAAAAUUUACAUAUUCAGAAAGGUCAUUUCCUGCCCUUUCAUAUGACACCACAACCAAUAAAGAUGCCUCAGAAAUAAGAAGGUUAUGUUCAUUUUAACAAGUGCUUGCAAUUCAAUAAUUUCAUUCAGCAAACACGUUUGAUAGUCAUUUUCAGCUAGCUUGAAAAGGUCCAUGAUUAACAUCGACCAAACUGUUCCUUUCAUUACCGAUCAUCCAUGCAUACAUUAUUUUGUUACCUCUGUCUAGUGCGAGGAAAGGCAACAAUCAAACAAAUUUAUCUAAUGAAAUUAUUGAAAUGCAAGCACUGUCUCAAACGAAUAUAACUUUCUUAUUUCUGAAGCAUUUUUAUUGGUUGUGGUGUCAUAUGAAAGGGCAGGAAAUGAACCUAUCGAAUGUGUAAAUUUUAAAGGGAAUGUCAGAUAUCUGACUUUUUGAUUUCCUCUCUUUAAUUUUUAUACGUAUUCAUGCGUGACGAAUGGGUUAUACUGAUUUCAUGAAAUGAAUGAGGAGACCCUAAGCUUUAAAAUGAUGGGUCAUUUAUGAAAUUUGUUUAAAAAUAAGUAAUGAUAAAUCAUCGAUCAAUCUCGGUUUCGUUUAUUCUGGGACGCACUGUAUAAUGUAUAUUGAUGUUUGUCUAAUCUUGAUAGCCGAUGUCUACAACUCCAAGUACACAGUAA
Messenger RNA from Lytechinus variegatus (green sea urchin), 6038 nucleotides. RefSeq names its product sodium- and chloride-dependent neutral and basic amino acid transporter B(0+)-like. The coding region runs from base 595 to 3318 and encodes 907 amino acids. The transcript is spliced from 16 exons. Gene Ontology annotation, biological process: sodium ion transmembrane transport. Gene Ontology annotation, cellular component: membrane. Lineage: Eukaryota; Metazoa; Echinodermata; Echinoidea; Temnopleuroida; Toxopneustidae. The record is from RefSeq and is a predicted model, not a curated record.